AUGAAUACGUACAGAAUCGGUGAGUCGUUGGUGAGGGCCGGGCAUCGGGUGAUGUUCUUAGUGAAAGAGCAAUGGAGGGGUCGGUUCACAAAGUAUGGCAUCGAAGAGGUGUUGUACGAGAAUGUGCCUGAUGACAACGAGGCGGCCAAACAUAUGGCACUUUUAAAAAUGAUCGGGUUUUUGCCCGAUGGGUCGCCGCUCGACAAAAUGGUUGCUUAUUAUACCCAUUGGUUACCCUCUGUAGUCGACAAAUGGCCCAAAACUGAUGAAAUGAUUGAGAGCUAUAUCGCAAAAUUGCACCCGGAUGUUAUUGUGAUCGAUAACACGGUUUAUUCGCCCGCCGUUGCCAAGUCUGGCAUACCGUGGGUUUUGAUCUGCAGUUCUAAUCCAUUGCGACUCAUCGACGACGAGAGGACACCCUCUUAUGGCUCAGGUUUUCCAAUAGUGAGCGACAAAAACGAGUGGAAAUUAUUUUGUCAAACAGUAAACAAGGCGUCAAUCGAGUCGUUGAAACGAUUGAAUGAAUACAUUGUAUCAAAAGAUUUGCCUGAAUUGACUGAAUGCCAAUUUUUCAAAGCCUCGCCGCAUCUAAACGUAUAUCAAUUCCCGUCUGAACUCGAUUACACUGAUGUCAGACCUUUGCCACCAAAACACUACAAGUUUGAUAACUUUAUGCGAACAGAAAUGGAUCACACGUUUGAGAUACCGGUGCCGUUGAGGGACAGACCGGGAAAGUUGGUGUACUUUUCAUUGGGAACAAUGGGUGCGGCAGAUGUGGACAAUAUUAAGAGAUUAGUCAAUAUUUUGUCCAAAUCUAAGCACAGGUUUAUUGUAUCGAAAGGACCGCUUCAUACCGAGUACUCAUUGGCUGACAAUAUGUGGGGCGAGGGGUCUGUCCCUCAGAUACAAGUCCUACCGUUAGUUGAUUUGGUCAUAACCCACGGCGGGAACAACACACUGACCGAGACGUUUUAUUUUGGCAAACCUAUGAUUGUUUUGCCACUAUUUACCGAUCAAUACGAUAACGCACAGAGAGUUCACGAAAAAGGGUUUGGUAUACGACUCGAUGCCUACAAGUGCUCAGAGGAAGAGCUGUUGAAUGCAAUCGAAAUACAAGAUCUGACAGAAAGUGGCAGAGAGUUAAAUAAAUCAAUGCUAUAA
This is a messenger RNA of Medioppia subpectinata, 1161 nucleotides long. The record is from the annotation of a GenBank genome assembly. NCBI's taxonomy places the organism in Eukaryota, Metazoa, Arthropoda, Arachnida, Sarcoptiformes, Oppiidae.